ACUAUCAUGACAGAAUCAGGCUCAUUCCUCUUCUUUUCGCAAAGCAUUCUGGCGCAGCGCUUGCAGAGUGCACUAGCGGCCUUUCCUAGCUUGUCCUGUCUUUCUUCACUAAGCCGUGCCUGUACUAGCUACCUCAAGGACCACACAUACUUCUUUCUCGCAAUCUAGAAGCGACUCUCAGAGUUUUGGAAGAGGCAUUUGUCACACAGGCUUUGGUUGCUCGUGAAUGUAAUUUUUAGACCUGUCCGCCUGAAUUGGAAAUUACGAUUGGCUUUGUCGCCUGCUCGAGUUGUUUGCAAUAAUAAUGGCAAGCGAAGCUCGACUUCACGUAGGUGGACUCUCAGAAAACGUGGACGAAGCAGAAUUGAGCCAACACUUCUCUUCUCACGGCACCGUGAAGAACGUGUGCAUGGUGACGCGAGAAGGCCUACCUGGAACCAAAUUGAAGGUAUUCGCGUACGUCACACUCCAGAACACGCCGCAAGCUAUCAACAAUUGCAUAGCCAGCUUGAACAAGAAGAAAUGGAAUGGCAGCACUCUGACCGUUGCCAGAGCCAAGGAGUCUUACGUAGAGCGAAUCCAUCGACAGCAGGCUAAGGAAGAGAAGGCUGAAAAAGCCAAGAAAGCGGCUGCUGCUGCAGGUAUGACUAGUGGCUGGGCCCGCACAACGAAUGGUUGCCUCGUGCCGAACUUUCAAGAGCCGGCCAAGGCAAAGUCAUCUGCAGCCCGCACUACACGCCGCCUGUUCACGGACUCGGAUCUUGAGGCCGAUGUCGGCUACAGUAGCACGGUAACCUCGACGCCGCUGCAGUCUGAUGAUCCCUUGACAGGUGAACGCCAGCAGCACCACCAGCAGCACCACCACCAGCAUCACCAGUACCAGCAGCCAGCAUCAGCAUCAGCACAAGGGAGCAGAAGUAGCAAGCGUGGCAGGCCUGACGACUCUGACCCGUCUAGAGACUCCACUGCUGCUGCUGCUGUCAGGUCCUCACAGAGCAGCCUCGCUUCAGGUGGUAGUAGCCAGCGGGUGAAGUCGGGUGUUAAGCGUCACAGGCAGCAGGACUCAUCCAACAAGUCUAGUGACAGCAGCAGUGGUAGUGAUGGUAGCGACAGUGAAUCAGGCAAUGCAUCCUGGCUCACGACUUCCUCGCGGCUGCAGCGAGCAAGGCACAAUGACGAUGACGACAGCGACGACAAUGACUCCAGCUGGCUGUUUGCCCGGAAUGAUGCGGACGAUGCUGGCAGCAAAGCUGCGGGCACUGACGACAGCUGGUUGAGCCUGGGUGUUCAGCGUGCACACAUCACUCCUCCUCUUCCUACUACUACUACUACCGUCAGUGCCACUGGCAGUGGCUCUCAUAGCGGCAAGACACUUGCUAGUAAGCCCUCUGCACAGUCCAAUUCUAAAUCUGUGCGACCUAAGAAGAAGGUUGCGGACAGCAGCAGCGACAGCAGCAGCACUAGCAGUAGUGACAGCAGUAGCAGCAGUAGCGACAGCAGCAACAGCAGCAGCAGUAGCAACGGUAGCGACAGCAGCAGCAGUAGGGACAGCAGUGACAGCAGCAGCAGCGACAGCAGUAGCAGUAGCAGCAGUGGCAGCAAUGACGAUGACAACCCUAUCACCAAAUCCAAACGUCUGGUAAAACCUGAAGAAAUCACCUUGAGUAAGACAUCGACUCUAUCCAAGAAGUCUCAGUAUGUGGAAAGAGACCACGUGGCUGAUAAUGCCACGCGCCUUGCUGGUUUGAAUGCCAGGACAGAGGCAAUCUCCCAGGAAUCCCGCUUGAUCACGGAGUCCCUCAGGGCGGUAAAGUCCAAAUCGAUUAUCUUUUCGAGUGACAGCAGUGAUGAGGACAAGGGCGAGGAGGAAGAGGAGGAGGACAGCGAUUCGGGUCGAUUUGGCAUCAAGCCGCAGUUUGAGGGCAAGGCUGGAGCCAAGUUGCUGCGUCUCCAGCAGCGUGUCGGUGCUGAUGAGCGGUUCAAGAUCGACAGUCGCUUUGCAGAAUCGGAAAGUGAAGAUGAAGAAGACAACGCUACCAACAAGGAUGAGAUUGGUAAGCAGCUGGAUGAAGAGCGCGCACGCCACCUCUCGCUUGUCUCCAAGAUGCUUGGAAAGAGGAUGCACAGUCGCAAGCCACAGAUGACGAAUGCAGAGAUCAUGAAUAUUCCUUCCAAGAGAUAUGAUCCGAAUAGGCCGGAGUGUGCCGCUCUAGAACUCCCCGCGCGACCAGCGACUAAAAAGGCACCGAAUAUUAGCCUGGACAGAUUCGAUAACGACGAAGACAGCGAUGGUCUGCCAAGCCGUCACUCCAUCGCGGCAGCCAAGGCCGAUAUCUCACCGGCACCCAAGGUGUCCUCCGAGCGCUACUUCAAGUCGUCCGGCAAGCUCAAGGACCUGUUUAGCAAGACGGCUGCUACAGGCUCGUUCUCUUUCUCCUUUCCGGGCGGUGACGAUGCAGCUGCAGCUACUGGUGUUAAGGGUGACGAUACCAGGAAAAGCAGUGAUGACACACGGCACACGGGCUCCACUUUCAACAAAGGAUCUGAUGGUAAUCCAGUUAGUACUGCGACUGGCACACAACAUCAGCAGCGUCGACGCAAACCCAUGUGGAGGCCGGAUGCAGUGAGAGAUACCAGUGAUGAGGAGAGCGAUGAAGAUGUCGGUGCUGACGACAACUCCAGGCCGAUUGUCAAUGCUCCUGUUGAAGGCGAGAAGUUUCUCUUCACAAUGAUGAACAGCGAAGAUGCACUGGCGCAGCCCCAUGUGAAGGCCGCGCUGUCCAGAUUUAGACGGACUAACACGGUGGAAGAGAUAGAGGAGCAGUGGAAAGAGAACCGGCAUUUCUUGACCCAGAGUUACAAGCAGAAGCACAAGGAUGCCAUGCGUCAGCAGCGUCGACAGCAGCAUCGCUCCUCUGACCAGGCUGGUGGUGGGGGUGCAGGUACGCGCAAGCGAAAGCACCGUGCCUAAUCAUGGUGAUGUCUCGACUUGCUCCUUCAUUGAGCUGGCGUUACCUGUCAAGUUUCAUGACGUGCUUUACAGCACGGGUCAUACAGCCCUAAGAAAGGGACACCAUACCCGGAACCGGAGUCGGCCCUGAGAAAGGGACUACAUACCCUGAACUGGAGUCAUACAGCCCUAAAUCAGGGAUCGCAUACCCUGAUCCGGAACGGUGCGUACCAACCCUGGCGCUGGUGCCUUCAGAUCGGCCUUUACCCUGUCAUAUUGAGUGCCUGCUGCUUUUUCCUGAAACUGGGCAAGGAUGGCGGACCCACACCGUUAGCAGUCCUCCUCCCCCCUCUCCCUCCUCCCCC
Messenger RNA from Sycon ciliatum, 3315 nucleotides. RefSeq names its product nucleolar protein 8-like. The record is from RefSeq and is a predicted model, not a curated record. Bases 305 to 2971 code for a protein of 888 amino acids. The transcript is spliced from 16 exons. Gene Ontology annotation, molecular function: RNA binding. NCBI's taxonomy places the organism in Eukaryota, Metazoa, Porifera, Calcarea, Leucosolenida, Sycettidae.